Molecule: messenger RNA, 4492 nt
Organism: Perca fluviatilis (European perch)
Lineage: Eukaryota; Metazoa; Chordata; Actinopteri; Perciformes; Percidae
Product: proline-rich protein 36
Exons: 20
Coding region: 246-3134 (962 amino acids)
Biological process (GO): integrin-mediated signaling pathway; protein localization to plasma membrane; T cell receptor signaling pathway
Cellular component (GO): plasma membrane
Molecular function (GO): protein binding
Source: RefSeq, a predicted model, not a curated record
CCAGACCCGUUUAACGAGACGGACCGUUUUUUUAGUUUUUUUUAUGAUGAGUGUGAGUAUUCCUACUCGACCUCAUUCCUCCACCGAAUCCAUCUCCUGUGCGCAUGGGACGCACCGAGUUGGCACGGGGUUUUUUGUUACUUGAAUCGGACACAUGAAGAGGAGCUGAUGAAGAAACUCGCUGCAGUUAUUGACUAUCUUGACUAAGAAGGCUUUUGUCGUUUCGGUGGAUACAUAAACACGCAAUGGAUCAGGAGGAAACAAUGGACUUCAAGGCCCUGAGGGCCAGGUUCCAGGAGGAAGAACUCUUCCCGAAGCAACCCAAGACCAAACCUGCUACACUGGAGAAACCAAAGUUUGUCCCACCUCCCCCCCAGAGCCCCCCACACUACCUCCCUGCUGGAUCACGCACCUCCCUGCUCACCGCCAUCAACCAGAACCUGGAAGCGCAGACAGCGGGGGCCCCCAGAGUGGUCUUCAAGGAGGACAAGAAGGAGAGCAAAAAGCCUCUCAUCCAGAUUAACUCUAAGGGAAAAGACAAGAGUGAAGGGAAGCUGAAAAAAGCGAAAGACAAGACAACAAAAGGAAACAAAGAGAAGCUUGAGGACUCUUCCGCAGAUCAGAAGAAAGAGAAGAGGCUCCCACUGCUCCCCGGAGCUCCUAAGGAGAGCACUGCAGAGCUGGUGCCAGCCACGCCUCCUCCCAAACCCACGCCACAGAAGAAGAAGGGCUUCCUGGGUUUCAAGAGGUCAUCAAAAAGAGAUUCAGUGGUGCUCCCAGCAGAACCCUUCUUAGACACCCCCAGCUCAGACGUUCCUGGACCUGCUCCACUUAUCCCAGUACCUUCAGACUUUGGUGAUGCACCACCAGGGGCUGAAAUCGCCCCACCAAAGGCCCUUCAACCAAAGGCCCUUCUACCCAACAUUCCCACCUUUCCUGACUCGAGCGCUGCAGUGGAAAUUACCCCGCCCUCCACUAUCCCGGCCCCUCUGGACUUCACCCCACCUCCUGCCUUUAUUCCUGAUAUCCCAGCUCCCGAAGUUCCAACCCCAGAGAGGAAAACUCCACUUGAACUACAAGCUCCCGCCCUGGCCGUUUCCAGGCCUCCCAGCCAAAAUGAAAUCAUUCCCGAUCCACCCAGCGCUCCCCCGACCCCUCCGCCCAGACGUGCCGUCUCGGCUUCUCCUCCGGCGACCUCCACUCCCUCUACGUCACCUCCUGAGCCUGAGAUUGCAGCUGAGGCUGGUAUAGAGGCUGCAAACAUAGCUGCGGUGGCGACGCCUCCUCCUCCUCCUCCUCCUCCAGUAACAGACCCUGCGUCCAUUCCGCCGUCUCCCAAAGCUGAGCGUCCCAUCUCGGCGCUCUCAGCCCUCUCCAGGGCGGAGGACAUGGGCCCAGUGAAAAGGAUGUCUGUGUGUGACCAGAGGAUCUUCAAUGCUCUGGAGAAGGCCCGCAGGAAGAUCAGCCCGCCGACAAACCCCUCCCCAUCCUACUCCAUCACCCCACCUCCCAAAGAGCUCCCCCCGAGUCCCACCGGCUCUCUCCCGGACCUCCCCCCCGUUGAUUAUAGGGGGAAGGCCCUCCCACCGAAACCAGUCAACGGCCUUGACCACGGAGUCCCUGAGGAGGGGUCCGACACUUUGCCAGAGCUGUUGGUGGUUCCGCCUCCUCUCCCCAAGAAGGUCCUCCCGAGCCCUCCGUCUCUGGGUCCCGCUCCAGAGAAGCCAGUCAGACCUCCCUCUGUCAGCCCGGGUGCAUUCAUCUCUCCUCCUCCUCUGGAAGAAAAUGAGAUCCUUGAUCCUUCUGAAUUCUCAGAGACGGACGCCACAGACCUCCCAGAGUUUGACGAUGUGACCUCAGAUGCCUAUUCCCCAGAGCCGCGGGUGUCGGACUGGGGGAACACCGGUCCAGAUAAUCCAGACGGACAGAACCUGCCAGAGUUUGACAGUAACGGGCUAACUCCUCCAGGAGCCGAGGCCCAUGCAGCACCAGCAUCUGGGGACGAAUACCAAGAUAACCCACUACCUGAAUCCUCUUUCCCUCUCUCUCAGGAAUCUCCACCACUGGCGGGGCUCCAAGCUGAAGUCGGCAACGGUGUCUAUGAGAGUACAAACAACCUCUAUGAGGACGUCACCUCGUCUGCCGCCAAAAAGAAAGCAAAGGCUGACGGUGGCAAGAAACGCAAAGGACAGCCAAAGAAUCCAUAUGGCGAGGCACAACAGGAAACGAAUGAAGAGAAAAGCAAGCUGGGCCGGUUCAGCAAGUCCGAAAAGAAAGACGGGCCGGAUGAGAAAGAGCUGAAAAAGAAAGAGAAGCAGCGCCUGGAAAAGGAGAAGAAGGAGCUAAAGGAGAAACAAGAGCGGGAAAAGAAAGAGCAGAAAGAGAGGGAAAAGAAGGAAAUCGAUAUGAAGAAGAAAUUCAAAAUCACAGGACAGGAGCGGGCCAUGUACCAGGCAAAAGCAACUGUGACGACCAAGGCACGUAAGAACGAUCUGCCCCUCAACAGCGGUGACAUCCUCAGCAUCAUCCGGACAACCAACUGUCCCAAAGGGAAAUGGCUGGCCAAGGACAGCAGCAACAACUAUGGAUAUAUUGCAGUGGAUCAUGUGGAGCUGGACAUCAAGGAGAUGUUGGAGCUGGGAAAGAAGGCUGCCAUCACUCGUAAGAGCGUUCUAGAGGAGGAGGUUACCAGCCCGGGCAGCAGGGCCUCAAACCACUAUCCAAUUUCAGCAGAAAGUUUCUCAGAUGACAGUGAGGAGUGGACCGGUGACGAUGACGACCCUAUCUCGCCUACCUCUGAAACGGCAGACCCACUGGCUCCAAUGGGCCACACCAGGACACUCUCAAUGCCAGACAUGGGAAACAAAAACCUUAGUGUAAACCACCAGCACAGUCAAAGUGACCUCGCAGAUGGCACCCAUGUCCAAGCAAGACAUGAAGCACUUCAGAAGUUGACCACGUUUUUCCAUUCACCUAAACCUGUUGAGCCAGCUGCCAGCAGCACUGAACCAGAGACAAGUCCGGUGCUUGUAAAGGAGAAAGCAGUUUCCUCGUCUGAACCUAGUUCAACACAGGAAAUGGAUUUUGAUCAAACUGAUAUGCCCAUUUUACCCCCUCCUGACCUGUAUGCUUGACUUGACUGCUGAGAAAUUAUCAUAAAACAAGGACAAAAAGCAGCCAGGCAGAGGAAACAGGAUUUGCCUGCUGUUGUUGUUUCUUCACACUGUGACCCGUGUCAGUCGCCUAAUACUGUGACAGUCACUUCAUCUUCACGACUAUGACCUUAUUUACCUGGGGACUGCAUUUAUGGAUCAGUACGAUGAUGUAGAAGAGCAAGAUAAGGAGAUUUGUCGACGAGCGUUACACUAUCCCAGCUCUCAGAACUCUUUGUUUUUCACUUUUUUUUUGAAGCACUCGCUGUGAAACCAGAGAGGGACAGUUUGCCCGGUGGCUCUGAGUGACUUUGAAACUGCUGAUCCCAGGAAAGAACUUACAAACUGUCGCAGAAACACACACACCCUGGAGGCUCUUGUAGGGAAAAUUACACAGUCCGUGUGUGAAUACCAGAAAUCGUUUUUUGGUGGUGGAUAUAAGGGGAGGACAAUGGAAAAUCUUGAGAAUCUGAGAAAAUGUCUCAGGUUGAGACACCAUCCUGAGAAAAUACACAGCGGACACAGGCAGUGAAAAUCAGGGGGAAUACACUUAAUGGUACACUAUACACUCGUUACCCGUUUACAGUGUAUUGCGAACAGAAAUAUAGCUGACAAACUGACAAAUGAACAAAGACUUCAUAGACUUUUAGGUCAGGUCAUCAGCAAUAAUUAAAAAUAUCUGUGUGGCCAGCUCUACGCCACAGAUGAUGUGAUCUAUUUUCAUUAAUUUCAUACUGCAUACAUUUUAGGACUCUGAUUUACCUGAUUUGUAUUCCAAGUGUUUGGGUUACUGGGUUUACCCUCAUUAUUUAGUUAAAGAUCAUUACAGAUUAUGGAAGUGCUUAUGUAACUACUCGCGUCAUAGUACUGUAUUUAAAUGCUGACAUAUUAGGUAUAGUUAUGAUCUUUAAUGGCGUACCAAUAAACAACAACAUGGAGCUUGAUCUAAAAUAUACAAUUUUAAGAAUUCUAGUACCAGAUGCUAAGUGUUGGUCACAGUUGAACCUUGUGGAGGGAAGCACCAUCCAUGAACUUUAUUUUCUUUCUUUUUGUCACUUUUAUGUCCCUUCUUUUUUCUACGACUUUCCUCCAGCUGAUGAAUAAGUGUUACAGAAAGUAGUGUAAUGAUCACCUGAGGUCAUUUUCAAUGUAAAAUAUUAUUAUUAUUAUCUGAGGGUGCUUUUUUGUCUGGAUAGAAAAAGACAAAACUAAUCCUCUGUGAUGGGUGUCUGUGUGUGUAUUGACAAAAGCCUUUAGGACAAAAAAAAACAAAAAACAGUUUUCCUUUUUUAAAGUUUUGUUUAUUGUUUUUCAAUAAAUACUCAUUAAAGUGCAAAUCA